Molecule: messenger RNA, 3638 nt
Organism: Zootoca vivipara (common lizard)
Lineage: Eukaryota; Metazoa; Chordata; Lepidosauria; Squamata; Lacertidae
Source: RefSeq, a predicted model, not a curated record
GACAAGCAUCAGAUGACCGACCCAGGAGCCCCAGGUCACACGGCACCAUGCACCAAGGCAACUCGACGGAGAUCACGGACUACCAGGUAUUCCAGUUGCCCCAUCCCAGCACAGAGAAAAUUUAUAUAGAGGUACAGAUAGAGGGAGCCCCAUGCCGCAUGGAGCUGGACACGGGUUCAACUCUAUCCAUAAUCUCGGCCCGAACAUUAAGGGAACUGUGCCCUAAUGGGGGUCCCAAACUAAGGCCGGCCCCAUUCACCCUCCGGGACUUCCAGAAACGUAAGGUCCCUACUAUGGGGGUGGGGACCUUCAGGGUGCAAUAUCGAGGGCGAAAGCAACAAUUGGACUUGCUGGUAGUUAAGGGCCCCUACGUUAGCUUACUGGGACUGGCAUGGUUUGGACCUCUGGGGCUAGCCGUUACCGGGGUGAACCGCUCUAGCUUACAAGUGGACGUGGACGCCAUAUGCAAAGAGUUUCCAGGGGUUUUCGAUGGGGCAUUGGGACGAUAUACAGGACCCCCCAUUGCCCUACAGCUAGACCCUGCUGUACGACCCAUCAGGCACAAGGCCCGCCGGGUCCCGUUCGCCCUGAAACCCCGCAUAGACGAGGAAUUGGACCGGCUCGUGGAGCAAGGAGUGCUGGAGCCGGUGCCCAACGCCCCCUGGGAAACUCCAAUUGUCACACCCGUCAAGCCUAACGGUUCGGUCCGCAUCUGUGCAGACUACAAAUGCACCAUAAACAAGGCUCUCACGGCCCAUGCAUACCCAGUGCCAGUGGUCAGCCAUGUCCUCGCCACCCUGGCUGGGUCAAAAAUCUUUGGCAAACUGGACUUGGCCCAAGCGUAUCAACAGUUGCCUGUGGACGAAGCCACAGCAGAGGCUCAGACGAUUGUGACGCACAGAGGGGCAUUCAGAGUUAAGCGGCUGCAAUUUGGCGUUAGCGUGGCACCAGGCAUAUUCCAGAAUCUAAUGGACUCUCUCCUUAAAGGGAUUCCUGGCGUCACCCCCUUCUUCGAUGAUGUACUGAUCGCCGGGCCCACACCAGAGGAAUUUGAGGACCGCCUCCGCUCCGUCCUGCACCGUUUCCAGACGGCGGGCCUCAAGGUGAAGCGGGAAAAGUGUUUACUGGGAGUGCCGCAGGUGGACUUUCUGGGAUUUAAGGUGGACGCAGAAGGGGUCCAUCCAACCGGUGACAAGGUACGGGCCAUUUGUGAGGCCCCAGCGCCCAAGAGCAAGCCCGAACUUCAGUCAUUCUUGGGACUAUUGAACUUUUACCAUGCCUUCCUUCCCCAUAAGGCAGCGGUAGCGGAGUCCCUACACAGACUCCUAGAUAAAAGGGCCCCUUGGGUGUGGGGCCAGCGACAAAGGGCCGCAUUCCAGGCAGUCAAGGACUUGCUCGUCUCGAACUCGGUCUUAGCACACUUCGACGAGAGGCUGCCAGUGGUGCUGGCAUGCGACGCCUCUCCCUAUGGCAUCGGCGCUGUCCUGGGACACCAACUCCCGGAUGGAAGAGAGGUGCCGGUGGCAUACUUCUCCCAGACGCUUGCUGCAGCCGAACGAAACUACUCACAGAUUGACAAGGAGGGUCUGGCAAUCGUGAAGGGCGUAAAAAAAUUCCAUGAUUUCUUGUACGGGCGGCCCUUUACCAUAGUGACUGACCACAAGCCGUUGCUUGGCCUGUUUGCCCCUGAGAAGCAGACCCCCCAAGUGUUGUCUCCACGUGUCCUCAGGUGGUCAAUUUUCCUUGCCGGCUACCAGUAUGCACUAAUCCACCGCCCUGGGAAGGCGAUGGGCCACGCAGACGCCCUCAGCAGGCUACCACUACCAGAAACAGGCCCCGACCCAGCGCCUGCGCAAGAGGUUAUGACCCUGGAGCUGCUUCCCGACCGACCCAUUCAGGCACAAGAAGUUGCGCACCAUUCCACAAAAGAUAGGGUCAUCUCCCGGGUCCUGGACUGGGUGUGGCGAGGAUGGCCCAGCAGCAGCCCCGGGCCAGAAUUCGCUGGCUACACAAACCGCAAACAUGAACUGUCGGCCCACAAGGGGUGCCUGUUAUGGGGAAGCAGGGUUGUUGUUCCCCAGCCCCUCCGCAAAAGGGUCCUCACAGCCCUACACGAGACACACCCAGGGGUAGUGAGGAUGAAGGCCCUUGCCAGGAGUUAUGUGUGGUGGCCGGGGAUUGACAGAGAGAUAGAGGCCUGGGUCCAACACUGCCAGACCUGCCAAGAAUCCCGCCCGGAUCCCCCAAGGGCCCCAGUCCAGCCCUGGGAGUCCGCCCGACAUCCAUGGUCACGCUUGCACGUGGACUUCGCUGGCCCCUUCCAGGGAAAAACAUUCUUCAUAGUGGUGGAUUCAUACACCAAAUGGCUGGAGGUCGCACUGGUACCAUCCACUUCUACGGCGGCAGCCAUCGGGGUACUCCGUAAGCUGUUUGCGACCCACGGGCUCCCUGACACCCUCGUCUCGGACAAUGGAACCGCAUUCACGUCAGAGGAGUUCCAGACCUUCACAGCGCAGAACGCCAUCCGCCACAUCCGCUCAGCACCAUUCCACCCUGCCACCAAUGGCCAAGCGGAGCGCAUGGUGCGGACCACCAAGGACAGCCUCCGCCGCAUGACACAAGGGGACUGGGAAUACCGCCUUGCCGCAUCUCUUCUAGCACAGCACAGCACCCCAAGCACAACGACGGGCCGGAGCCCAGCUGAAUUACUAAUGGGCCGGCGCCUUGCAACUAGACUGGACCGACUUCACCCCGACAGAGCUCAGGAUGAGGUAGUGGUGGGGAAAGGCAGGAAUCCCCGGACAUUUGUGGCCCAGGACCCAGUGUAUGCAAAGAAUUUCGGGGCAGGCCCAGCAUGGGUACCCGCCACAGUCACCAAGGUGACCGGUCCCGUGUCGUACGAGGUACUAACGGAAGGGGGGCAAUGUUGGCGCCGCCACUGUGACCAGCUACGGCGACGAUUCCCAGGAGGAACCCGGGAGGAGAGCGGGACAGAGGGGUCCCAAGGGGACAGCAGGGCAGUGAGGCCUGUAGAGCGAGAGGGGUGGGCAGGGGAAGCAGAAGCAGUAGGCACAGAGGGGCGCCCCGAGGCUGGAAGGACACCGGAACCAGAGCUACAACCUAGUGGUUCAGUGGCGCCAGACCAGACAGCCCGGGCACAGCCAGCAGCCUCGGAACACGAGCCAGAACCAGAACCCCUGACCAAGGAACACCCCAGGCCACAACGCACACGGAGGCGGCCAGCAGACCUUGGGGACUACGAAUGCAACUUCCCGGGCAGGACUGGAACUUAGAGGGGAGGGGUGUUAUGUACUGAGCUGAAUCCUAGAACAAUAGGAUUCAGAAUCAGCGGGAGCUACCCAAUCCAACUCCAGGUGGAAGUGAAUCCGCAACCUGAUUGGCCUGCUGGAGCAGCCAAUCAGGCGGCUGGCAGAAGUGAAUCUGCUACCUGAUUGGCCUGUAGGAGCAGCCAAUCAGGCUGCAGGCAGAAGUCAAUCCACAAUAUAAUUGGCCCACAGGUGUAGCCCUGAAGUAGCCAAUCACGCAAGGCCCAUUGUGUAAAUAAUGUAUAUAAGCAGAUGGUUUGGGGAAAAGAGCCAUUCGUCUUCUCUUCUCCUCCUUGAUGACUAUGAGCUGAA